CAAAAGAAAAAAGAAUAAAAAAACCAGCAUUAUCUUCAUUCAAGAAUGGAUUUUACGAAUUAGAAGAUUAUUUGGUUCAGCCUAAAUCGAAUCAUUCUGUAAUCUGGCCACGAACCUUUUCUUCUGUAAAGCCGGCUGAUAAAUUCCAGCCUAUCGAUGAUGAUAAUGCACUUAUUAAAGGAGCUAAUUUGGUUAUUGCAAAAUGUGGGUGGCUCGAGAUUGGAACUAUCGGGAAGGGGUUUAUGAAUUUUAAUGCGCAAUUAUCUGAAGAAUGCCCUAUAUGUGACGUUAAACAUGAAAAAAAUCAAUUAUACGGGUUUCUUCUAAAAGACGGACGUUUUAUACUCAAAUGUUUUCGGCAAAAACAAUAUAAACCAGAUCACAAAGGGUUAUUAUUUGGUGAAGCAACGAGAGCAGUUGAGUUACCUAAACAAAAUAUUAUCAAAAGAAUAGCCAAUGCUGUAUCAAAUCCACGUCCACUUCCUGAAUUAGCCGGAGAAAUUAUUAACGUGAAGGAAAUGGAAGAUGCACCAGAAGCUUAUCCGGAUUUCUUGAGCGAAAAAUCUAGUACAACUCUUAUCCGCUCUCCUAUGAUGACAGGAAAAACAAAAGGUCUAAGAAUAAUUAUCGAUUCAUCGACUAAAUAUGGCGCAAAUUUACCUUCCAUUAUUUGGAUCUCUUAUCGAAAAACUUCUAACAAAUGGGAUGUUAUUAUAGUCCAAGUUGAAAGCCUUUCUCGUAUCGAAUUCUCAGCAUGUCCGAUUGUAGCUGUUUUGGAUGAAAUCAAUGCAAUUUUUCGCCAAAUGAAUAGUGGUGCAAAAGCAAGAGAAUCCGAGAAUGCAAUGUGUGAUGUGUUAAAAUCGACCCAACAUGUUUUAGCAAUGGACGCCUUUGCAAACGAGUCAACAUUAGCCUUCCUCAAAGCCUAUCGUGGUGAAAAUAUCCAAGUAAUUGAUAAUAAAUUUCAGCCUCUUAUAGGUAAGACUGUUGAGUAUCUUUAUGAUCCAAAUAGCGGGGCUGAAGCUAUGCGAAUAGGAUUUGAGUUUCUAGAACAAGGUAAACGCGUAGCAUUUGUUGUAACUAGCUCUAACAUGGCUCGAGCAUUAGUAAAAAAGGCUUCUAAAUUAUCUUUUAAAGCUCGUGCCUAUUAUGGAGAUAUGGAUGGAAAACAACGAAAAAAAGACUUUUUAGAUAUUAAUACUGCUUGGGGCGAACUCGAUUGUGUAGCUUAUACAAACACAGUAGAAGCGGGCAUUUCUUUCGAGAAACCUAAUCACUUUGACAUAGUUAUAGGCAUUACAAAUAUUGGAACUCCAGUUAAUGUCGAAUCAUUUAUCCAGAUGAUGUUCAGAAUUCGUGAUUGUGAAAAGCGUAUACUUUCUCUCUAUUAUCAAAAAAUUUCCAAUGAGCUUUCUCGCCCACCAGGUCAUGAAAAUAUUUGUGCAGAACUUGCAGUUGCUCGGCCCAAUGAUUCGCCUACAGCAAUUAAAGAGCAUCGUGAAUGGGAUAAAGAUAGCGUUUCCUAUAAACUUGAUCAAUCCCCCGCUGUAACAUCAUUUGUUGAGGUUGAACAUCGGAAACGUCUCUCUGCAAGAAAUUUUAUCGAGAUUUCAUGUAGCCUUAUUUCAAGUACUGGAGCAAGUCUUAAAUUAAUAAAAAUGGACGAAAAUAAAGAGAUUAUAGGGAAUCGUAAAAAAGUUCGUAAUGAGAUUAAGGCUGAUGCAGUCGCCACUUCUCGAAAUCUUGUUCUUGAGGAAGCUGAAUCCCUUAAACUUGAUUCAGAACGUUCAGUUGCAGAUACUAUGGCACUUAAGCGUUUUUAUAUGUGGAAUCUUUAUGGCGGAAAUGAUAUGAGUAUCGAGACUUGGAAUAAACUCUGCAAUAAAGAACUUGUGGAGCGCUUCUGUCCACCUGAACCUAGGAAACAUUUCUUGCGUCUGUCCCAUUUUCGCAAACAAGGUUAUGAUGAAAACAGUGCGAUAGAAGGAUUAAAGGCCAAGGACAUUGCGCAAUGGGAAAAUACUUACUAUAAUGCUAAAGAUAAUUUUGAGGAUUCAGUAGCAAAGGUCUUACGUAAGACAUAUUCAGCGAAUCAUUGGGAAGCUGUACGAGAGCUUUUCCAAUCAUUGGGUUUUACUGGUAUAGAUGAUGAUCGAAUUCUCUCUGAUAAUCAAGUGAAAGUUGCAUUUGAGACAUCUCGUGAAAGGUUUAUAGAAAUUCGAAAUCAAUCUUUAUUGCUCUUUGGCUUUAAAUCUCAUGCAAAAGAAAUGCCGGAUCUUAAAUCAGCUAUAAAGGCCAUUAAUGCAAUUGCUGGCAACUAUUGUGGUUAUACUAUAAAAAGCAAACGAAAAUUGAUAGGAUCUAAAGAACAGAGAGUUUGGAAAUAUUCAUGCCAAGUUGACCAAAAUCCAUAUAAAGGACUUGGUUUUGAUAAUCAAGAUGAAAUAACUAGGUAUUCACGCGAUCCUAUAGUUCCAGUUCUUCCAUCAUAUAAGCCAAAGAUAACUGAUGAGGUUCAGAAUCUUUUUGAUUCCAUACCGAUUACCAAUAAUAAAAACACUACUUCAGAAUCUAGUGAAGGGAUAUUGGCACAUUCAACUAAUGAUUCAUCUCAG
Entrophospora candida is the source of this 2615-nucleotide messenger RNA. The record is from the annotation of a GenBank genome assembly. NCBI's taxonomy places the organism in Eukaryota, Fungi, Glomeromycota, Glomeromycetes, Entrophosporales, Entrophosporaceae.